UUAAAUCUUGUAUUUUAAAUUUUUUUCUUUUGAAAGGUUGAAUAACCCGUUCUUGCCUCAACCAAAUAGGCUGCAGCCAAAGAUGGCCCCUUCUGCAGUAUCAGGCCCUGCGCAUCUUUUUAGGCUUGCUGGCAAGUGUUUCAGUUUUGUGGAAUCCACGUAUAAGUACGAGUUUUGUCCUUUCCAUAAUGUCACUCAGCAUGAGCAGACUUUUCGAUGGAAUGCCUAUAGUGGGAUUUUAGGAAUCUGGCAUGAAUGGGAAAUUGACAACAACACAUUUGUUGGAAUGUGGAUGAGGGAAGGAGACUCCUGUGAAACGAAGAGCAGACAGACAAAGGUUCUUCUUGUUUGUGGAAAGAGCAAUAAAUUGGCUUACGUGUCUGAGCCAAGUACUUGUGUUUACUCUCUGACAUUUGAGACUCCUCUUGUGUGCCAUCCCCACUCUCUUUUAGUUUAUCCGACUCUGACUGAAGCACUACAAAGGAAGUGGGAUGAAGCAGAGCAGUUUCUGUAUGAUGAACUAAUAACUGAAAAGGGAUACAAAAAAAUACUGAAAGAGAUUUUCGAGGAAGCAGGUCUUCUAAAAGCAACAGAAGAAAAGGAAUUUGAGAAACAGAAUAAGAAAACAAUAAGUCUGGAAUUUGAAACAGUAGAGAACUGCAAUAAGGAGUACAAGCAACUUUCAAAAGAAUUAAAAAAAAUUAAAGAUUUAUUAACUCAGCAUGGUAUUGCAUACAAAACAAAUUCUGCUGAAAAUACCAGUGUUGAACGUUUAAGUCACAAACUGGCAACUGCAGAUACAAAUGUUUUUAAUGGGUUGAAGGAUGAUGAGCACCUGCGUGGAGAUACAGGAAUUUGGAAUGACACUGUCUGAAGAAAUUUGUGUGGUAAAAACAAGUUCAUAUGUUGAAUCGUGGACCCUGUAGAUGUGACCCAGAAAAGCAACGCCGCCUUGCAACCGCAGAAGGAGGAAUGAGGACGGGAGCAUGACUGUAGUGAAGGAGCUGCCAGAAAUCUGCUGUCGUUCAGCUGGCUGCUCGGACACUUUCAUGGCAAUAUUUGUUUUUUCAACCUGUCGCAGUCCUUACCUUGCAAGCACGAUUCCUUUACUUUUCAUAGCUGCUUCCUGCAUUGGUCUUAGUAGAGCAGUUUACAGUGAGAGCUGAAGGAGUGGGUUCUUCCCGUAAAGGGGUGAACAGAGUGUACUACAAGUCAACUUGUAUUUGAAGGUACGUUUUAGACAACUCAUUUCUUUUCCGUUAGUAUUUUUUCUUAGAAGUUGAGUGUAUUCAAAUAUCAAAGUUGUAACUGUAAAAUCACUGCUGAAGGUGACCUUCAUUUGACAUUUUGCUAGUCGUGGCAUUUAUUCAGAUUACAUUGAAAACAACUAUGUAAGUAUAUGAAUUGUUAAUAAAUGAUUUUUAAUUUCA
Struthio camelus australis is the source of this 1430-nucleotide messenger RNA. Lineage: Eukaryota; Metazoa; Chordata; Aves; Struthioniformes; Struthionidae. The record is from RefSeq and is a predicted model, not a curated record.